AUGUCUUCUUGGCUACAAGCAUAUCAAGAGUUUCGGACGGCUGAGCCUCUGCUACACCGUGUCUUGGUAUUCCGUGUGUACCAAUUCAUAGCCAUAAUCUGCCUUCAGUUGCUAUGCAUGCUUAAUGACCUCGAGUGGUUUAACACCUCUCCAACUGUUAUCAUGGACGAUGAGGAGGAGGUCACGAUGUUGACUCUUUGCACAAAGAUCUACUCAACGAUGGCCGUGUCUCCUAUACCGUUGGAUUACGAUUACUAG
Molecule: messenger RNA, 258 nt
Organism: Penicillium bovifimosum
Lineage: Eukaryota; Fungi; Ascomycota; Eurotiomycetes; Eurotiales; Aspergillaceae
Exons: 1
Coding region: 1-258 (85 amino acids)
Source: RefSeq, a predicted model, not a curated record